AAAAAAAAACUGCCUGCUAUCUCUUCAUCAAGUCGCACAGCUUGUGGCUGUCUGCGGAACAGCUCUGGUGAUUGUUGGUGUGUCGCUGGAAGAAUAACGCCCCUCCGCAGCAGCGGAUGGAGAGACUAUGGUCCCCUUCUGAAAUCAUUUCCAGCCCGGGACUGGAAGUGUCAACAUCUCAUGCUGAGAGACUCUCCGUGCUUUACUUUUACUCUCUCUGGGAUCCACUCAAGGAUGAACUGAAACUUUUUGGAUUAUAUAUUUGUUUUUUUGAUUUUUAUUUUUUAUUUUUAAUUGUUGACGAGGAAGACUUUUUAAUCGGAUAUAUGAGAAAACCCACGUGGAUUUGUACAAUCUUUUUAAACCAGAAGGAAUGCAUAUUUUGUUUGUGAAACUAACAUUCCUGUUGUYGCUGAUAGGAAUAACACAAGGUCUAAGAUGCUCCAUGCCUACUGAGUCAUGUUUGAACCAGGGGAGGUGUGAAGCCACUCCAGAUGGCAAUGGAGAGUGCAAGUGCCAGGAUGGAUUUGUAGGAAGCAGGUGCCAGUUUCAUGACCCGUGCAACAACUUGCCAUGCAUGAAUGGCGGCACUUGUCGUGCUGUCUCCAAGGGGAACACAGUGGACUUUAACUGCACCUGCAGAGUGGGCUACACUGACCGCCGCUGCAUGACGCCUUACAACAUUGCCUGCCUCAGCUCACCRUGUCGAAACGGGGGCACCUGUGAGCCGGAGGGUCUCCAGACGUACAAGUGCCGCUGCCCACCUGGAUGGUCAGGUAAAGACUGCACAAAAGCUGACCCAUGUGCCUCAAAUCCGUGUGCCAACGGCGGGCACUGCUCUUCGUUAGGGUCCAGAUUCGUUUGCACAUGCACGCCCUUCUAUUUUGGACAAACCUGCAAACAGGACGUCAACGAGUGCGGCAAGAGCCCUCAGCUCUGUAAAAACGGUGGCUCAUGUAUCAACGAGGUCGGCAGCUACCGAUGUCAGUGCCCACCAGAGUACACGGGGAAGCACUGCGACAGCCGUUACCUUCCCUGCAACCCGUCGCCCUGCAUGAACGGAGGAACCUGCAUCCAGAAAGGAGAGACCAACUACGAAUGCUCUUGUGUGCCAGGAUUUACAGGAAAAAACUGCAACUACAACAUUGAUGACUGUCCGGGUCACGAGUGCCAGAAUGGCGGCACGUGUGUGGAUGGAGUCAACACCUACAACUGCCAGUGUAAACCAGAAUUUACAGGUCAGCACUGCAUGGACGAUGUCGACGAGUGCCAGCUUAUGCCCAACGCGUGCCAAAAUGGCGGCACGUGCCACAACACAUACGGCAGCUACCAGUGCGUGUGCGUGAACGGCUGGACCGGGGACGACUGCGGCGAAAACAUCGACGACUGUCCCAGCGCCGCCUGCCACCAGGGGUCCACCUGUCACGACCGCAUUGCAUCUUUUUACUGCGAGUGUCCUCACGGCCGCACAGGUCUGCUCUGCCAGCUGAAGGACGCCUGCAUCAGUAACCCGUGUCAGAGAGGCUCCAACUGUGACACCAAUCCCGUGACUGGAAAUCAUUUCUGUAACUGCCCCCAAGGAUACGUUGGUCCUUCCUGUGAUCAGGAUGUUGAUGAGUGCUCAUUAGGGUCCAACCCGUGUGAGCAUGCAGGAAAGUGCAUAAACACCAAGGGUUCGUUUCAGUGCAAAUGCCAGCAGGGUUACGUGGGGGCACGCUGCGAGGUGGACGUUAACGAGUGCUUGUCGUACCCGUGUCAGAACGAGGCCACCUGCCUGGACCAGAUUGGAGAAUUCCAGUGUAUCUGCAUGCCAGGCUACGAGGGGAAGUUCUGUCAGAUCGAUACAGACGAGUGCGCCAGCGGCCCCUGCCUAAACAGCGGCAAGUGUAUCGACAAGAUCAACGCUUUCCACUGCCAGUGCCCCACAGGCUUCACUGGGAAUCUUUGCCAGAUAGACAUCGACGAGUGUGCCAGUACGCCGUGCAAAAAUGGCGCCAAAUGCACAGACGGGUCCAACAAAUACACCUGCGAGUGCACCGAAGGCUACACUGGAAGGCACUGUGAGACAGACAUCAAUGAGUGUUACUCCAACCCGUGCCACUACGGCUCCUGCGUCGACGGCCUGGCCUCCUUCAGCUGCCACUGCAAGCCCGGGUUCACCGGGAGGCUGUGUGAGACCAACAUCAACGAGUGUCUGAGCCAGCCGUGCAGGAACGGAGGCACCUGUCAGGACAGAGAGAACGCCUACGUCUGCAGCUGCCCCAAGGGAACCACGGGAAUCAACUGUGAAAUCAACAUCGACGACUGUAAGAGCAAUCCCUGUGACUACGGGGCCUGCAUUGACAAGAUCAAUGGCUACGAGUGUGCUUGUGAACCCGGCUACACUGGUACGAUGUGUAACAUUAACAUCGAUGAAUGUGCCAUCAACCCCUGCCGCAAUGGAGGCACCUGCAUCGACGGCAUCAACAGCUUCACCUGCGUUUGUCCGGAUGGUUACCACGAUUCCACCUGCUUCUCUCAAGUCAACGAGUGCCUGAGCAACCCCUGCAUCCACGGUCACUGCGAAGACCAGAUUAAUGGCUAUAAUUGCCUUUGUGAUUCUGGCUGGAGUGGCAAAAACUGCGACAUCAACAACAAUGAGUGUGAAUCCAACCCGUGCAUGAAUGGAGGCACCUGCAAGGACAUGACCAGCGGAUACGUUUGCACCUGUCGCAUGGGCUUCACUGGGCCGAACUGCCAGACAAACAUCAACGAGUGCGCCUCCAACCCCUGCCUCAACCAGGGGACCUGCAUCGAUGAUGUCGCUGGGUACAAGUGCAACUGCAUCCUGCCUUACACGGGAGAAAACUGUGAAAUCUUGAUGGACCCCUGCAGCUCCAAACCCUGCAAGCAUGGAGGAGUAUGUGAGGAGUCAGAGGACUAUCUGAGCUUCUCCUGUGUCUGUCCUGAAGGGUGGCAGGGCCAAACAUGUGAGGUGGACAUUAAAGAGUGUGUGAAGAAUCCGUGUCUGAAUGGAGCAACGUGCCAGAACACGUUAGGCAGCUACCGCUGUGACUGCAAGCCGGGCUUCACAGGACGCAACUGUGAGACCAACGUUGACGACUGCAAGCCGAACCCCUGCAGCAACGGAGGCCUUUGUAAGGACGAAGUGAACAGCUUCCUGUGCACCUGCCUGCCUGGCUUCCGGGGUCCAAAGUGUGAGGAGGACAUCAACGAGUGCGAGAGCAACCCGUGUCGGAACGGAGCCAACUGCACAGACUGCGUUAACAGCUACACCUGCACCUGCCCGCCCGGUUUCAGUGGGAUCCACUGUGAAAAUAACACUCCUGACUGCACAGAAAGCUCGUGCUUCAACGGCGGCACCUGUGUGGACGGGAUCAACACCUUCACCUGUUUAUGUCCACCAGGCUUCACUGGGAGCUACUGUCAGCAUGACAUCAAYGAGUGCGACUCCAGACCCUGUCAGAAUGGAGGCACCUGCCAGGACAGCUACGGCACCUACAAAUGCACCUGUCCGCAUGGCUACACUGGACUCAGUUGUCAGAACUUGGUUCAUUGGUGCGAAACGUCACCAUGUAAAAACGGGGGAACCUGCUGGCAGACAGGAACUACAUACAGCUGUGGGUGUAAGACUGGCUGGACGGGCCUUUAUUGUGACGUGCCAAGUGUUUCCUGUGAGGUGGCAGCUAAACAGAGAGGAGUGGAUGUUUCCCAGCUGUGUAAAAACUCGGGUCAGUGCCUGGAUGCAGGAAACGUUCACUACUGCCACUGUCAGGUUGGCUACAGUGGGAGCUACUGCGAGGAGCAGGUGGACGAAUGUACGCCGAACCCCUGCCAGAAUGGAGCCACCUGCACCGACUUCCUGGGUGGAUAUACCUGCAAGUGCAUGCCAGGAUACUUGGGGACCAACUGCUCUGUGGAGAUCAAUGAGUGCUCCUCCCAGCCGUGCCAGAAUGGGGGCACCUGCAUUGACCUGAUCAAUACCUACAAAUGCUCCUGUCCCAGAGGAACCCAAGGUGUGCACUGUGAAAUCAACUUUGACGACUGCAACCCGUUCAUUGACUCCGUCACCAAAGAGCCCAAGUGUUUCAACAAAGGCAAGUGUGUGGACGGAGUGGGAGGCUACCACUGCCUCUGCCCUGCAGGGUACGUGGGGGAGCGCUGCGAGGGGGACGUCAACGAGUGUCUCUCCAACCCCUGCGACCCACGGGGCACGCACAGCUGCAUCCAGCUCACAAACAAUUAUCGCUGCGAGUGUCGCACCGGAUACACAGGUCAGCGCUGUGACACGGUGUUUGACGGCUGUAAGAGUAAACCUUGCCGUAAUGGAGGAACUUGUUCUGUGGCCAGUAACACGCCGCAUGGCUUCAUUUGCAAAUGCCCUCCUGGUUUUACCGGAUCCACCUGUGAAUAUGACUCUCAUGCCUGCGGCAGCCUUCACUGUCGCAAUGGAGGCACUUGCAUCUCUGGCCACAACAGUCCAAAGUGCGUGUGUCUGCCGUCGUUCACCGGGCCCGAGUGCCAGUUUCCCGCCAACAGCCCAUGCAACUCCAACCCCUGUUACAACGGCGGCACGUGCGAGUACACCUCGGAGGCGCCGUUCUACCACUGCAUCUGCCCCACCAACUUCAACGGCCUCCGCUGCCACAUCCUGGAUUACAGUUUCCGCGGAGGCUUCGGCCAAACCAUCCCGCCGCCGACGGACGUGGAGGUCGCCUGCGAGAUCCCGCAGUGCGAGAAGCACAAGCACAACAAGUACUGCGACGUGCUCUGUAACAACCACGCGUGCGGCUGGGACAACGGCGACUGCUCACUMAACUUCGAAGACCCGUGGAAGAACUGCUCGUCGGCGCUGCAGUGCUGGAGGUACUUUAACGACGGAAAGUGCGAUUCACAGUGCAACAGUGCCGGAUGCCUCUACGAUGGGUUUGACUGCCAGAACCUGGAAGGACAGUGCAACCCUCUGUAUGACCAGUACUGCAAGGACCAUUACGCGGACGGCCACUGCGACCAGGGCUGCAACAAUGCAGAGUGCGAGUGGGACGGCUUGGACUGCGCCAACAACAUGCCUGAGAAACUAGCCGUGGGCCAGUUGGUCCUGGUGGUCCACAUCACCCCCGAGCAGCUCCUCAACAACUCCUUCGGGUUCCUGCGUGAGCUGAGCCGCGUCCUCAGAACCAACAUGAUCUUCAGGCAGGAUGCGAAGGGGGAAAUGAUGGUCUACCCGUAUUACGGGAACGAACACGAGCUGAAGAAGUACAAUGUCAAGCGCUCUGUGGACUCGUGGUCCGAUAUUCCUGGCAAGGUGCUGAACGUGGUGAAGAGGAGUCUGUAUGACGGGGCUGACGGCAGCAGGAGGAAAAGGAGGGAGCUCGAUCAUCUGCAGAUCAAAGGCUCCAUUGUCCACCUGGAGAUGGACAACCGUCAGUGCGUCCAGCAGUCCAGCGAGUGUUUCCAGAGCACCGAUGAUGCUGCCGCUUUCCUCGGGGCUUUGGAGUCCAGCGGCAAACUGGAUGUUCCGUUCACCAUCGAAGCUGUUUAUAGCGGCGUGGAACUCCAGCCUCCUGAUGGACUCUACCCAAUCUAUUUGGUCUUGGGCAGCGUUGGGAUACUGUUCUUCCUCGGAGUGGGGAUGGUGGCCGCCCGAAAGCGGCGCCACGAGCAUGGACGCCUCUGGCUUCCUGAGGGCUUCAAGACCACAGAGACCAACAAGAAGAAGCGACGUGAGCCCGUCGGGGAGGAUUCAGUGGGAUUAAAGCCACUGAAAAACACCUCAGACAUUUCCCUCAUGGACGACAACCAGAAUGAAUGGGCAGAGGAUGAACCUGCGGAUGCAAAACGUUUCAAGCAGUUUGACGAGCAGGCUGUGCUCGAUGUUGACGACCAGACGGAUCACCGCCAGUGGACCCAGCAGCACCUGGACGCCGCUGACCUGCGCAUCCCCUCCAUCGCUCCCACUCCCCCCCAGGGUGAAAUUGAAAACGACUGCAUGGAUGUCAAUGUGCGGGGACCAGAUGGAUUCACACCCCUGAUGAUUGCGUCMUGCAGUGGAGGAGGAUUAGAAACGGGCAACAGCGAGGAGGAGGAGGAUGCCUCCGCUAACGUCAUCAACGACUUCAUUUACCAAGGCGCUAACCUUCACAACCAGACCGACCGUACAGGUGAAACGGCGCUUCACCUGGCUGCGCGCUACGCCCGUUCCGACGCCGCCAAAAGGCUGCUGGAGGCUAGCGCUGACGCUAACAUCCAGGACAACAUGGGCAGGACGCCGCUGCACGCUGCCGUGGCAGCCGAUGCCCAGGGGGUGUUCCAGAUAUUGAUAAGGAACCGGGCCACAGAUUUGGAUGCCCGCAUGCAUGAUGGCACCACGCCCCUGAUCUUAGCUGCCAGGCUGGCGGUGGAAGGCAUGGUGGAGGAGCURAUUAACUGCCAUGCUGAUGUGAAUGCCAUUGAUGAUUUUGGUAAAUCAGCUCUACACUGGGCUGCAGCUGUAAAUAAUGUGGAGGCUGCCAUCAUGCUACUGAAGAAUGGUGCCAACAAGGACAUGCAGAACAACAAGGAGGAAACCCCUCUGUUCCUCGCUGCCAGGGAAGGAAGCUAUGAGACUGCCAAGGUCUUAUUGGACCACUUUGCUAACAGGGAAAUAACCGACCACAUGGAYCGACUGCCUAGAGACAUUGCACAGGAGAGAAUGCAUCAUGACAUUGUGCGGCUGAUGGACGAGUACAACCUGGUACGAAGUCCCCCCAUGCACGGAGGGUCUCUGAGCACUACAUUGUCACCCCCUCUCUGCUCACCCAGUGGCUUCCUGGGCAGCAUGAAGCAGCCUCCAAGUCAAGGCCAGGGCAAGAAGGCCCGCAAACCUAGCGCCAAGGGGAUCGGCUGCAAAGACARCAAAGACAUGAAGGUGAAGAAGAAGAACUCUCAGGACGGGAAGGCUGGGAAUCUCCUGGACAGCUCUGCGGUUCUGUCGCCGGUAGACUCGCUAGAGUCUCCGCACGGUUACGUUUCCGAUGUGGCUUCACCGCCCAUGAUGACCUCGCCCUUCCAGCAGUCACCUUCGGUGUCUCUCAACCACCUGCAGGGCAUGUCCGACCCACACAUGGCCGUGAACCACAUGGUGAUGUCAAACAAGCAGGAGCUGGCUCGAAUGCAGUUUGACCCCCUGCCUCCUCGUCUCACCCACCUGCCCGUGUCCGGCUCUGCUGGUCAGGGGGCYAUGAAUGGCCAGUGCGACUGGCUGUCCAGGAUGCACGGCAGCAUGAGCCAGCCAGCUCAGUUCAACGCCAUGAGAAGCACUCCUGGCAGUAAAGGAGGUCUGCACCAAAGUGGCGGACAGCACGGGUUGAUCACGACCUCUCUGCACCCCAACUCCAGCCUGUCUCAGAUGAUGACCUACCCGGGGCUGCAGAGCACCCGACUGGGCCCUCAGACCCACAUGAUGCAGCAGCAGGCUCAGCAGCUGCAGCAGAUGCAAAACCUCCAGCAGCUCCAGAAGCAGCAGCAGCAGAGYAUCCAGCUGCAGCACCAGAACACGAACCCAACCAACAGCCAGAACUUCAUCAGYGGGGAGCUCGGUUCUCCAGAGCUCCAGCAGGGCACCGGCAGCUCCAGCAUGCCGAUCCGUACGAUUUUACCACAGGAGACCCAGAUUAUGCCCUCCACCAUCAGCCAGUCAAUGCCCAGCACCCAGUUCCUCACCCCGCCCUCCCAGCACUCCCAGCACAACUAUUCAGGCCCGAUGGACAACACCCCGAACCAUCAGGUCCAAGUGCCCGACCACCCCUUUCUGACCCCGUCUCCUGGCUCCCCCGACCAGUGGUCCAGUUCGUCUCCUCAUUCCAACAUGUCCGACUGGUCCGARGGCAUUUCGAGUCCACCGACAAGCAUGCAGUCUCAGAUCGGACACAUAUCAGAACAGUUCAAAUAAAACGCUGUGUUUUCACAUCCAGAUGAGCUGCUGUAUAUAUCUAUUUUUUUAUAAAAUGUUUGUUCUUUGAAAAAGUAAAGAARGCGAGCAGAGCUGUAAACAAGAAUAGACUUUUAUAAUCUUUUAUACUAACAACGUAUGUGCUUCAUUCAUUCUUUUUAUUUAUUAAUGUCUGUUUAUUUAUGUGCAUCGCUUGCUUGUCGACAUGGUUUCAGUUCAGACGCAGGACAGAGGAAGUCCACUAAAGAAACCCUUUUUCUUYGUAGAACUUUGGCAGCAUACACACUGGGUAUUUAUUUCCCUGAKGACAUUUUAUUUUUCUCUUUCUGUUUAUAUUUUUGUAUAACCUUGUUUAUAUAUUUUUUUUCUUAAAAAGGCCACAUUGUUAAGUUUCAGUGUUACGUGGGAAAACAUCAGCUGAUGACAAACAUGCUGUGAAUGUUAACAGAAUGUGUAAGUUAUAGGAAUUGCUCUUUUAAAUAGCAAGUCAUUCUUUGAAACACUCUCUAGAGUUGUAUAAAAUUAUUCAAUCAGUGAAGCAGCAUUUAGCUGUCUUUUUGGGAUUGCAUUCGUGCGUUGAGUUGUGAAGGGAUCRUGAUAUGUUGUUCGUCGUAUGGCCAUCUUGGAGAUUGGCAGUUUAAGGCAGGCUUGAGUUUUUGUUAGUCCUGUGGUGUUGGAGACCUGGCCCGUUGGCCACAGUGUUUGUUUGUUGUACAGAGAGAACAGGAAACUUUGGAUUCCUUCUCCCUCCGAUGAGUUUGAGCCUAUGGCUGUGUUCUUCCUUUUGUAAAUAUGCUUUGCAUUUCCUUUGUAAGCAAGAUUUUGUUUAAGAAAUCUUAUGUCUUCAGCAUGUGUUGAGUAGGUCUUGCACCAGCCUCAAAAUGUAAAACAAAAACAGAUUAUAUAUAUUUUGUAUCUUUUGGGCGUUGAGGAAUUAAUAAAUUUGAAGUGUACACAAAUAGAUUCAAUAUAUUAUUGGGUUACAGUUUGGUAUAUUAAAAAAACACGUAAAUUUCAAGGUUUUAUAAAUUCAUAUUUAUUUGCAAAAACAAAAACUUAUCGAGGCAACCCUUUGUGUGUGUUAAAAAUUUGUUUUGUUUAAAUAAAAACUGUUGGCUAAGUUCCCAGUUGUGAGAUGCACUCUGUUUUGAUUUUUCAAUAUUAUGUUUAAAUAAAUACAAACUUGUUAGGUUGUAGUGACAGUUUUUGCAAUAUGUUCUUUCAAUAAAUGUAUUUUCUUUUUUUAAUUCUGUAAAAAAGUUUCUUGCUAUAAUAAAGAACACUUGUGUGUCUUAAAUUUGA
This is a messenger RNA of Austrofundulus limnaeus, 9232 nucleotides long. It is a transcript of the gene notch1b, whose product is annotated as notch receptor 1b. Gene Ontology annotation, cellular component: cell surface; plasma membrane; signaling receptor complex. Gene Ontology annotation, biological process: axon guidance; Notch signaling pathway; cell differentiation. The record is from RefSeq and is a predicted model, not a curated record. Lineage: Eukaryota; Metazoa; Chordata; Actinopteri; Cyprinodontiformes; Rivulidae. Gene Ontology annotation, molecular function: calcium ion binding; signaling receptor activity; protein binding.